Triticum turgidum subsp. durum (durum wheat) is the source of this 1707-nucleotide messenger RNA. The record is from the annotation of a GenBank genome assembly. NCBI's taxonomy places the organism in Eukaryota, Viridiplantae, Streptophyta, Magnoliopsida, Poales, Poaceae.
AUGGGGACGCGCCACCUCAUCACCGGCCAGAACAACUGCGCCCCGGACGGGGCGUCCUCCUCCAACCCAUUCGGCGCCCUCGCCAACACCCUCCUCGGCCAGUCCAACAAAGCGGAGUCACUAAGGGGACUUCCUGGAGCCUCAGUUAAUGUUCCAACUACGUCUGAUUAUAGCGGAGCUCCACUGUCUACUCUCCCUGGCUCUGAGAAUGAGUUCAAGCAAGAUCAACGACCAUUUGCAUGGGUAAUGGGUGCCGACUUCAGUCGUGGGGGUCCUGCUAAUGAUUGGGUUGAAUCUUUUCGCCCUCCGGGGCAUUCUGCAUUUGGAGGGCCAGAAGCAAACUUUGCAGAGUUUGAGCAAAUUUAUAACAAUGCAGGCCCUACCUUGGGACCGGCCUUGGAUGGUCCACCACAAAGGGUCUUAUCUGGUGUUCUGCAUUCUUUUAUUCUAAGUGGCCGAGCUGGUGUGCCAUUUCAAGCUGUCCCAGUACCAGCUCUUGGUUUGUCCGAAUCCGACAAGCAAUGUAUACGUGAUCGCAGCUUCAUAAUGGCACACCAUAUUUUGGCCGAUCAACCUGAAGAAUAUAUACAAGCACAGGUAAAUACAUUGCUGCAUUCUCUUGAUAUUGACAAUAGUGAUCGAAUGAAAAAUCCCCUGCAUGGGCCGUACCCAGAGAUGGAGGAGUACUGGAAUCAAUCCCAAAGUGCUUUGAGAUCUGGCCCAAUGCACAAUGCUGCAAAUAAUUGGAUUACUGAGUUUGGCAAGCAAAAUAAUAACCCUGAGGGUUGGAUCACUGAGUUUGGCAAGCAAAAUAAUAACCCUGAGGGUUGGGCGCACUCUUUUGUGCAGCAAUAUGGUCCCAAUGGAUGGGCCUCUGAGUUUGAACAGGAAACACAAUCCAAUAAGAAAGUUUGUUUGAGAAAAGGAUAUGUGGGUUUGCAUCAGUCUCAGAUGGCCAUGGGUCAGAUGGGAGGAGCGAACAUGGUGAAUCUCGCAGCUAUGCAGCAAUCCCGUAUGCUUGCGGAAACAUUAUCAAGUAACAAUGACCCAAAAUUCCAGAUGAGCCGUGGUGAACUUAUUAUAGAAGAUAACCAAGUAAAACAAGGUUCAGCAUCUCAAUCCAGUGACUGGGCUGAUGAAUUUCAAACACAGGAUAAUGCUAAUGCAAAUUCUUGGGCAGAUCAGUUUGUGCAUGAAGAGCUUUCACAAGGGUCCGAUAGUUGGGUUAGUGAGUUCUCUAGUGAACAGAAUCAGGGUGAGCUCAAAGAGAAGUGGGUCGAUGAGUUCUCCAAAUUGAAUGUGGAUGAUUGGGCAGAGGAGUUCAGUGGAGGAGCUUUUGGUGAGAGCUCUGCUGAUCCAUGGGCAGAUGAGUUUCAGAACCAACUGUCAGCUUCCAAAAGUUCUGGCUCUUCUCGAGGGGUUUAUGUUUCUUCUGAGAUGAACCCAUAUGUUGGUCACCCUAAUCCAAUGCAGGAAGAGCAGGAACUCUUUCGGAAGGGCCUCUUAAGUGAAGCUGCUCUUCCUCUGGAGGCUGAAGUUUUAAAGAACCCUGAUAAUGCUGAAGGUUCGAGGUUGCUUGGAGUAACACAUGCCGAAAAUGAUGAUGACCAGCAGUGGGAGCAGAAACAAAUACAGAUACCCGAAGGAGGUAUGGAGCGAAUACGGUAUGGACGUGUACACUAUCGCUGGAGGAAAAAGAACCCUUAA